Molecule: messenger RNA, 2029 nt
Organism: Phacochoerus africanus (Common warthog)
Lineage: Eukaryota; Metazoa; Chordata; Mammalia; Artiodactyla; Suidae
Gene: LTB4R2
Product: leukotriene B4 receptor 2
Exons: 4
Coding region: 657-1733 (358 amino acids)
Biological process (GO): neuropeptide signaling pathway; inflammatory response
Cellular component (GO): membrane
Molecular function (GO): G protein-coupled peptide receptor activity; leukotriene B4 receptor activity
Source: RefSeq, a predicted model, not a curated record
UUUAGCCCUCAGAGGGAGGGGCAGCCCUGUCAGCCCUUUCUGUUCCUUUUUGUUCUUUAUCUCAGGCUCUCGUUCUUCAUCAGCCCCUUGGCUGUCCCUGCAUUUGGAACUCAGGGACUUGGCUCACUUGCCUUGUCUAGCAGUUCCUGGCGGGUGGCGGCUGUCAGGCCUUUCCGGGUGGUCCGCUUGUGAUCACAGAUACGGAAAGGUCGCUGGGGUGGUGGAGUGGAGGUCCAGACCUUACGGCCUAAGUCGGAGCUCAUGUUGGAUACUGACCUGCUGCAGUUGUGAUGAACAGUUGUGUGGAAGCUCAUACUCUCACUGUCAGUGAACAGCUCCCAUGAGCAUAAGUCUCUCUGCUUUCCUGCCGAGGAGCCUUGUCUGAAGCCAUGGCAGCUCAAGUCCCCUGACAAGUACAGGCUGCAAGUAUACAAGUGUAUAAGGGCAUUAAUGCCUCUAGGAUAAACCUCAAACAGUGGGGAAUACAAGCUGGGCAUGAAUGCCUCCAUCUUCCGUCUUUCUAGAAGCAGCCAACCUGACGGGCCAGAACAGGAGCAGGCACCUCUCCCACUGCCACUUUGCCUCUCGGCUCCCCCAGACCGCUUGAGGGCCCCCCACUCUGCUAGCUCCCUUCUGGACCCCGUAGGCGCAGAAGGAUGCCGCUCUGCUACCGUCCCCCGGGAAAUGAGACGCUGCUGAGCUGGAAGACCUCGCGGACCACAGGCACCGCCUUCCUGCUGCUAGCGGCGCUGCUGGGGCUGCCCGGCAAUGGCUUCGUGGUGUGGAGCUUGGCGGGCUGGCGGCCGGCAGGGGGGCGACCGCUGGCGGCCACGCUCGUGCUGCACCUGGCGCUGGCAGACGGCGCGGUGCUGCUGCUCACGCCGUUCUUCGUGGCCUUCCUUACCAGGCAGGCCUGGCCGCUGGGCCAGGCGGGCUGCAAGGCCGUGUACUACGUGUGCACGCUCAGCAUGUACGCCAGCGUGCUGCUCACCUCCCUGCUCAGCCUGCAGCGCUGCCUUGCCGUCACCCGCCCCUUCCUGGCGCCCCGGCUGCGCAGCCCGGUCCUGGCCCGCCGCCUGCUGCUGGCCGUCUGGCUGGCCGCCCUGGUGCUGGCCAUCCCGGCCGCCGUCUACCGCCACCUCUGGGCGGACCGCGUGUGCCAGCUGUGCCACCCGUCUCCUGCCCACGCCGCCGCCCACCUGAGCCUGGAGACCCUGACCGCCUUCGUGCUGCCCUUCGGGCUGGUGCUCUGCUGCUAUGGCGUGACGCUGGCGCGGCUGCGGGGCGCCCGCUGGGGCGCCCGACGGCACGGGACGCGGGUGGGCCGCCUGGUGGGCGCCAUCGUGCUGGCCUUUGGCUUGCUCUGGGCCCCCUACCACGCCGUCAAUGUGCUGCAGGCUGUCGCCGCGCUGGCUCCACCCGGAGGCACCUUGGCGAAGCUCGGCGGGGCGGGCCAGGCGGCGCGUGCAGGAACUACGGCCCUGGCCUUCUUCAGCUCCAGCGUCAACCCGUUGCUCUACCUCUUCACUGCCGGGGAUCUGCUGCCCAGGGCAGGUCCCCGCUUCCUCACGCGGCUCUUUGAAGGCUCCGGAGAGGCCCGAGGGGGCGGCCGCUCUCGGGAAGGGACUCUGGAGCUCCGAGCUACCCCUCGGCUCAAAGUGGUGGGGCAGGGUCAUGGCAAUGGAGACCCAGGGGGCGGGGCGGAGAAGGACAGUCAGGGAUGGGACCCUUGACGUCGACCCUACAACCGGACCUGCUCUUCCUAUCCCCUUGCAUCUGCCUCCUAGAACCCAGGGAACCACACUGGUGGGUUUGGGGUCCUUCUCUGACCAGUUUGGGAUCUGUCUGGGCAGAAGUAUUAUAUAUCCGGGGCAGGCCCAGCUUCCUCCAAAUUGAGGCGAAUGGUGAUGGUCCAUGUAAAAGAAUGUCACGCACCUGCAGGCUGGCAUGUGCCCAGGUGCCAGGACUGCUUACUUGUUGCCAAAAGCUACUGUGAAAUACACUGGGUGGCCAUAAUGUGAUGGCUUAA